This is a messenger RNA of Wallemia ichthyophaga EXF-994, 312 nucleotides long. RefSeq lists its product as uncharacterized. The transcript has 2 exons. Gene Ontology annotation, biological process: translational termination. Gene Ontology annotation, molecular function: translation release factor activity. The coding region runs from base 1 to 312 and encodes 103 amino acids. Lineage: Eukaryota; Fungi; Basidiomycota; Wallemiomycetes; Wallemiales; Wallemiaceae. Gene Ontology annotation, cellular component: mitochondrion. The record is from RefSeq and is a predicted model, not a curated record.
AUGGAUCUUAUUGAGAAGUUCGUGAAAGGACAAGGGAAAGGGGGACAGGCGGUGAAUAAAACGUCGAAUAAAGUAUUCCUACAACAUGCGCCUUCUGGGCUGUCUGUGGAGUGCCACGCCACGCGCAGCCUUACCUCCAAUCGAAGCCAGGCCAGGAAGCUUCUACAGGACAAGUACAACAGUAUCUACAACCCAAGCGAGUCGAAAACUAUAAAGAAAAUAGAGAAGCUGCAAAAGACAAAGAAAAACGCUGCAAAAAAGACCAAGAGAAAGUACGCAUCCAUCUCUCACAACGACAUCGAGGAGGUGUAA